CCCGAAUGUGGUUGUUACACAACGCAGGUAAACAUGUGUUUUCUCCUUUCUGCCUGUGGCAUCUUAGUCGAAAAUACUUAUAUAUUGUAGCAACACUAUCGAGGUAAAAGAGUAAAAGCUACGCUGUUGGCCGACAGCUAUUUCCUGGUUUAGCUGCAGCAGUGUUUUGUCCUGUACCAGAAUGCCUGAGGGACCAGAGCUCCACCUGGCCAGCCAGUUUGUAAACAAGAUGUGUGAUGGAGUGGUCUUCAGUGGACCAGUCGGAAAAUCUGAGGUCAGCAAAAAUCCUGAUGUGCCCUUCACCUGUGAGGCGUACUGCAUCACGGCCACUUCCAGAGGGAAGGAAGUCAAACUCACACUGACGCCCAUCAAGUGUGAGGAUGAUCUAAAGAGGAGAGCAAAGGGCAAACAAGUGGAUCAGCCCAUGGAUGUGGUCUUCCGCUUUGGGAUGUCUGGUUAUUUCCGCUUUACUGGAGAGGAUGAGCUGCCCAAGCAUGCCCAUCUGCGUUUUUAUACCAAAGAGAAGCCCCGCAGAGUGCUGAGCUUCGUGGAUACUCGCAGGUUUGGCAGCUGGCAGCCCAAUGGAACGUGGCAGCCUGACAGAGGGCCCUGCAUCAUGUUUGAGUAUAAAAGAUUCAGGGAGAAUGUCUUGUCAAACUUGAGCGAUCGGGCUUUCGAUCGGCCGAUUUGUGAAGUCCUUCUGAAUCAAAAAUACUUCAAUGGUAUUGGGAACUACCUGAGAGCUGAAAUCCUUUACAGGCCGAACAUCCCACCCUUUGUGUGUGCCCGGAAUGUACUGGAAGGCCUUGAGUUGGAGGAUACUUUGGAUGAGAAAACCGUGAAAAAUGAGUUCCCAACCUCAAAGAAGUCUAAAAAGAAAACGAUGAACCAGGAAAGCGGUGACCUGCUCAGGCUUUGCCACACGAUUCCUCUGGAGGUGGUCAGUUUAGGUGGUAAAGGCUACGACCCCGAGAAAACGGACUACUCCACCUUCAUGGCAUGGCUGCAGUGUUAUUACGUUGACGGAAUGAAGACUAUGCGGGACCACAACGGCCGCACCAUGUGGUUCCAAGGAGAUCCAGGUCCCAUGGCUCCUAAAGGUUCAAAGUCACCCAAACCCAAGAAGAGGGUAAAGAAAGAGGAUGACCACGAUUACACAGAGAAGGAAAAGGCAACGGAAAGUCGCUGUGAAAGCACAACAAAGAAACAAAGGGUGGUCAAAAGAGAAACGCCAAAGAGAGAGGGGAAUGCACGUUCAAAGGAAGUGACAUCAAAGAGAGGAAAGACUCAGGAAGUGAUGCAGCAGAGUGAAACGAGACCUAAAUCACGUAAGAGGAAAAGCAACAACACAGACAAAACUUCUGGUAAGAAUAUUUCUGAAUCCUUAAACGUUUUUCAGGUAAACCAAACGCCGGGGGGGGGAAAAUAUUCUUCUUUCCUUGUUGCAGGAGAACAAAGUCGAACAGGGAGGGUGACCAGAAAGAACAGCAAAUGAAAACCAAAAGGAGACGCCACUUUAUGAAAUACUUUUGUACUUUUAUACUUGAAAUCUAUUAAUAAAGUUUUUUGUUUUUCAAAACCUGGUACAAAAAAGGUGUAAUCACUUUACUGUUAGCCAGAAGUUCUUAUCAAUAUUCCAACUCCUAAUUACUUGAAAUCACAAAAUGAGUUGAAGUGUCACAAUUUGAAAAGGUUUGAAGGUCAGAGAGAUUCCCUCCGGGGUAAUAAGAGCUGGCCGGGCCGGGUCACGCCUCUCCAAGAGGUCACAACUGAAAGAGAAGAAAAUUUUAUUCUUUGCAAGAAAUCCAGACAUGAAUACGAUAAAGAAAUGUAACACUUACUGCCAGGCUUCCUUGACUGGAAGGUUGGUGUUGAGUGUAGCAGUGACGCUGCCCCCAUGUGACUCAUACAGACGCACUACAAGUGUCCCCUUCCCAUCCUCGGCCUGGAGAGGUAAACAACCCGUGGCAUCAAGCAGUUCGUAAAAUCACACGUUUGCUUUUGUGUGAAUCAGCUUGUCUUGUUAUGUGAUGUACCUGUUUAAUGGUCUCAAGUAUGACUGAAGGAGGGCUGACUGAGAAGGCGCUCCAGGGUUCAGAGUCAGGAUGGCAUUGGAUCAGCCUCAGUGGGAAGUUCAGGUUGUAGGAGCACUGGAUAACAGAUGCAUCUUGGAAAGAGUCUAAGUAAAGACAUUGGUUUAAGUUUAAAGGGGCAUUAUGGAAGUUUGACAGUCAAAACAUGUAUAGAAAUAAUACAUUUCUUCUUCAUACAUUCUCCUGCAAUGCCCUGGUCCGGUAGAAUGAGCCCUGGCAUUUUUACUGUGAUUGCCUGUUUUUCUGUAAAAAUCACAGAAGAGUUGCUCGGGUCGAGCAGGCUGCUUCAUGCGCGUUCACGCUCAGGCAUAGCCCGUAGCAUUUGCUAUCCGUAGCUUUAGUCUGUCGCUGUUCCUAACGCCUAGUGACAAACCUAGCUACAUUUUUGAGGACCCUAAGCUACUUUCUGUAGAACUUUCUUCAAGAUAUUUCCUGCAAAUUAGCAACAAAAUAGCCAUUUUCGCUCCUAGCCGUUCUUUGGACGUUGUUUCAGCUGUCAUCAAGGAUAUAAAUGUUACAGAUACAACAGGCAUCACCGACGCUUUAGCUCACCUAGUAAGACGUCGGACUCUCGUGCUGAAGAGCCGAGUUUGAUUCUGGAUGUGAACAUAGUUUAUUUAGAGUUUAUUUUUUACUUUAAUGUAUAUUAUUUUACAGUAAGAUGCCCAAAUUUUUAUUUGAGACUCGCUGAACGGCAUUGAAUUCACAGAUAAAAAAGAUGUGGGUUCAACUUUCAUUUUGGAACAAAUUUUCAAGCAAGGGAAGGGAAUGAUCUGAGCAUGCAGGAAGACUGGCCCAUCAUAAACCUUUGGCUGUGCUCAAGAGAAAGGUACAGAACCAAUUUAUUUCAUUAAUUAGCUGCGCGUUCUCCUGUCCUCUGUCCUCCGGACCACACACACACACACACACGACUGUCUCAGAGCUCUGUUAUUUUCGUUAAGGAGUGUGCACGCACAGCAUGCACGCCUCGUGCACGAGCCUACUAUUGAAGCUGCCGUUACGCUUUUGGCCAAUCGCCAGCAUAAAAAUUCAAAACUCCGUAAAGUCCCUUUAAUGAGUCUCAGUAACACGGAGAAAAGAGAAGCAUAAAACUUACUUGUGUGUGGCAUGAUGGCGUAUGUGAACUGAUGAGUCCCCAUGUCUGCAACAGCAUCUGGGGCCUUAGGUGCUCUCAGCCUAAAACGACAUUUAUUUUUAAACAAAAGUCGUAUUUUUAAUUCAGUGCAGGUGAGAUUUGGUGUAAAACAGGGAAACCUCACAAGGACAGGGUCAUUGUGUUCCUGUGGAUGGAGUAACCGUAUUUGGAGUCAUUCAGAAGUGCAACUCCAAAGUUGUGCUCAGAUAGGUCUGCCCAUUUGUGAGCCCAAACCUGAGAAAGAAAACGCCAAUGAUGACACAAAAUGUUUAAACAAGCAAGGCCUCGCUGGUGUGGCUGGAUUUUUAAACAUGUUUAAAAGGUAAGAAAUCAACUGUCAAAAUAGUCACAGUGACAUUAGGAGCUUCUAGAAUCCCAGAAAGUGUAAAAAAUGUCAGAUUAUGAGGAAAAUCUGCUAACAAAACGAGAAAUGAUUAAAACACUAAGAGACAAAAUUGCAUGAUCUUUUCACGAAUGUUGUAGGUGAGUUAACCAUCAAUUGAGAAUUUGCUAAGUUUUUGCAGCUUUACGUCUAAACUAGUCUCCAGCAGUCCCUGCCCAGUGAGCGAGGGUCUUCAGUGACACGGAGAACCCUGGAGGACUGGUGUCAUACCUCAAACCUGGCCCAGUCCCAUGAUGUGUUCCAGUGAGUGGGUCGCUGCAGAUGGCCAAACUGGAUCUCGUAUGUCGCAUUCGGGCUGCGCACUCGCACAGGAAACUCCACCUUGAGAAACUUGUGUGACUCCGCCCACUGCACCUGAAAUCAGUGAAGACAGUGACCUUUUCUCCCGUAAUAAAGUGUUUUAUUAAGAAACGGAGGUGAUGCAACGCUUUGGGGUACCUUUGUGUUGAAUUUGAUGUAAGGACACACAGCAUCCAUGACGAUCUCUUGUGUGACCGUGCUUUUAUCACUGAUCCUGAGGGCAAAGCUGACGCUGCCCCGAAGCCCACCUGAGGACACCACCUGAACCGGCUGCACCACCUCCACCACAGGCUUCCUACAGGAUCAGUACAACAGCGUUUAUCUAAAAGUUCCCACUAGUGCAUUACAAUGUGAAAGAAAUGACCAACACCUCGUCUGAAGAUGGUAAUCCAUCACAUCCCAGGCAUCCCAGUACAGAGGGACAUCAUCAAAUAUGACAAACUGGUUUCCAGCACAACCAUCAGAGAUGGUUUCUCUGAAAUAAGUAAACAGCACGAUCACCCAUACGGACACAUCAUAUACAGGUGUUCAUUUAGUCCUGUAUUACCUGUUGGCACUGAUCACUCUCAGAGAAGUCAGAGUGCCAUCUUUUCUUACGAUGGUCUGUAGAAUUCCAUUCUCCAUGACGACAGCACCAUCAGCCUAAUGCAUUAAACCCUCAUUAAUGCCAAUAAUAAACAACUAAUCAAUCAUCACUUUUAUUUAAGGAAUACCUGAAGUGUGACAGAGACAGGAGUCAGGGGUUGGGUUUCUUUCACCAGAGAUACUCCGACGCUGGGAGCUCUCACCAGAGCUGAAGAACCACAAUGCAACAGAAAUCAGCUUAAAGGUUAGAAACCCACGAUCUAAAGUCUCUAACGUACCCAGACGAGGUUUCUCUGAGUCAUCUGUAAUCUGUAUGACUUCAUGGCGCUCCCAUGGAAGAGAGUUGAACACACCAGUGGAGCCACCCUUUGACCCCAAAGCCUCACAAGCCUCUUGCAGAAGUGCAGCUCCGUCACCGUGGAUCUCUUUGGGUGCCGUUGUGCAGCUCCAGGAAAAGCUCUCCGGUCCACGUGCACAGCAGAGCUGAGUCAGCCUGAAGCUGUGAGAAAAGCUUGUCAGGGCUGGACAUCUGGACUCUGAGAAACACCCACACAUAUAGAUGGAAGUGAGCAAGACUGUCCCAUCAUCCAAAAGUCUAUUUCUAACUUUGACUAAAACAGGAGAGCAUUUACUAGAACAGUAUGACAUCAGUAGACGUGGCUCAUAUCCCCCUACAUUUUAACAAUGUUGUGCCUCGUUAUGUACGCCUUUUAAAAUCAUAAUCCUGGAAAUGGUGCAGAACAAAGGCAGUAAACUAAAACAACUGACUAAAGUAGGAGGGAAGGGUUUCCUGCUCCGUGUGGGUUUGGUUAUUGCUCCAGAUAAGUGAUGAGUUUGUGUUAAAAACAAGAAUGGACCUGGGAAGCCCAUCUGUGUCCUUGAUGAGGUGAAGUCUGUCCAGCAUCAGCUGUGUGGGCCCACCACCACCAUCCCCAAAGCCAAACAACGCUGCGCUGUGAUUGGCUCUGCCUUUAUCUUUGUUAUUCUUCACAGUUUUCACAAGCUGUGGGAAGAUUUCACACAAAACUUGAGAAACUCUCUGAAAUAAUUUCACCCAGACUCAACAAUCAUCAUAAGCACAAAAGUCUAAACUCACGUCUUCAACCUUGCCUUUCAUUUCGUAGGAAUUUCCAGGUGGGAAGUGAGUCAAAACUUUGGAGCCGUCCAGACCUUCCCAGAAAAAUGUGUUGUGCUUUAAACAAAGAAAACACAGAAAUCGAAACUGAAAGUUAAGCCUUUUAAAACAUUUUUAAAGUAAAUUCGUAUAAUGAACGCACAGGAAAGGUGUUGACCAGAUUCCAGCUAAGUUUCUGUGUCAGGAAGUUAGAAAUGCCACAUCCCUGCAUGAUCUGAGGCAGCUGGGCAGAGUAGCCAAAUGUAUCGGGAAGCCAGAACUGCAGAAAAGGCAAAUACAUGUAAUUUGUGACUUUAUAAUCAACUCUAUAAAGUAUCUUACAUUUAAUCCAGAUUAUGUCAGCUUAUGUAAAACUAUGUUAAGAAUACCUCUUUGCACAGCAUCCCAAACUCUUGGUUAAAAAAGCGCUGGCCCUGCAGGAACUGACGCACCAUGGACUCGCCUGAAGGCAGGUUUCCAUCCUAAACAUGGGCAUGUUGUUUCUUUGACUAUUUUCAACAUAUGCAUGUAAUUCAUUCAUCUGAGUAGCUUUACCAUUUCCACCCAUGUUCCUCCAACUGGAAUAAAUUGGCCUCUUUUGACAUAAUGCUGAAUCUUGGUGAAGAGUCCCGGGUACCAGUUCUUUACCCACUCAAACUGCUGGGCCUGGAACAAUAAUCUGGAGUUAAAACAGGACCAGAUUAAGACCAAUUAAGUGUCAAUUAAGCUCAUUAAAUAUGAUUCUGAUGCAAUAACCUGAGAGCAGGUGAAGACAAACUCUGGAUCUUUCUCCAUUAAACUGACCGCCGUCACCCAACUUCGACCGCAUUUACGAAUCGUCUCUUCGUAGGGCCACAGCCAGGCUGUAGAUAACAAAGAAAACAAUAGUUCAGCACAAAGUUUUCAUAGUAAAACUUACAGCCAACAGUUUAAUGAAUGAAACAGGAUGUUAGCAUUUCGGGAGCUGUUCUGCUGUGGUUGUGAUAAGAGACCUGAGUCUAUGUGGCAGUGACCCAUUGCGUGGACAGUGUGCUGACUUUCUCCGUUGUGCUGGCUGAAGAACUUGUGAGCCAGACUGUGGGCUUUAGAGAAGGAGCUGGGGUCAGAGGGGUCACAGAGGUUCACCAUCUCAUUGGCAGUAAAAAGAGCCUGGUAGCCUCUCUGUUCUCCUUCUCCAAGCUCCUGUUCCAAAACAGCCGGAUUUUUCAUUUGCCUUAAUCACAUUUUCUCUUAUUGGAGUAUUAUACGGCUGAGAGUACCUUAACAAUGUCAACAAGCAUCUCGAACUCAGUCAGCAGCUUCUGUACAUUCCUGUUGAAGAUCACCAACUCUGUCUUGUGGACAGAGAACUUCCUGUUUGGGUCUGGAGCUGCGAUCAUGGACCCUUGACCAGCUCCAAACAGACCGUUACAGGCCAUUUCUACAUACAGGGUUAAUCUGCAGAGAGAGAAUUAUAUUAAAAACAGCAGAAACUUUAGUUUUUAUCUCAGAUUUUAAUCAGCUGACCUGUGGGGCUCUUCGUCUUUCAGACACUCAGAUAGUAUGUAACUCGUCUUUUCACCCUCCUUAGUCAGCCCCUGCAAAUUAGAAUUAGAUGUUACUCUCUGCAAUUAAAUCUGUAUGCAUUUCUUCUCGCUCUAGCCAAAUAAACACUAAAAAUGUCUGCUUCAUGACCUGAACUGGCUGCCCAUCUCUCCAGACCAUCGCCUCCCCAUCACUUUCAAAGAGAAGAUGAACCUCUUUCCCUCUCCAGGAUUCAGGGAUCGUCAUGGACACUUUAAACCAGCAAGUCCACCACCUUUAACAAUUAUCAAGCCUGGGUUAAAGACAGAAUUUGGGGCAGUAGAAGAUGAGAGGUAUAAAAACCUGUAUAAAUAAUCUACUCACGUUGGUCCAAAGGUGUCACCGAUAUGAUAAGGGUCAAAGUUCUGCUGAGAGGCUUCACUGAAUGUGAUUCUGUUAGGGGACAGGAAGGAGUCGAUGGUUUCCAAGGGACACGAUUCUCCAUAAAGCCUGCAGAGAUCAAAUCAACAAGAACAGGAUCAUUUAUACACACAAAAAUAUACAGGCUGCUGGAUUCUAUGAGGGGAAAGCUCAAUCCAAUAAGCAAUACAAUAAACCAGAUUAAUCACAUUUUUUAAAUAAAAUAUGAUUUAAAAAUUUCUUUUUGAGAUGACUGAUGAGGUUCUCAUCUUUUGAAGUAAAUUUUAUGGUUGAUUCUUUUUUUAACUCGUUGAAGACAGCUCUUUGAAUGACCUCAGUUUAGAGAAAUAGAGCUUAGUCCAGAUCGGAUAGGUGAGAUAACUUCUGUUUAUAAUAGGGCCAGCUGGGGUGUAUUGUUAAAGCAUUUAGAAAACCUUAAAACCAUACCCACUUGAUGGCCGCUUAACACCUGCUUUAUAUCCUUGUUUGUGAUUGUGAUCAAUUUCACGAGAGCCAUGGUUUAUUUACGUACUUAUUUAUUUAUUCUUAUUUUGCGUGCACAGUUUCAUUUAUGGUGAAUAUUGAUCUACUCCCUUUAAUUUUUAACAUUCCUUCUUUUUGACUUUUCUUUUCUGGAAUGGUGUCCAACGUGUUCUAGGGAAGGGGUGGGGUGGGAUUAACACACACACACACACACACUCACACACUCACUGCUGCUUUUGACACAGUUGAUCACAAUUUUCUCUUAAAAAGGCUCGAACAGGUUGUAGGAAUGAAAGGAACAGCGCUAGGCUGGUUUAAAUCUUAUCUGUUUGACAUAUUUAAUUUAGUUAAUGUACAUGACAAAUCUUCAUACUCUAGGGUUACUUGUGAAGUACCACAGGACUCAGUUCUUGAACCAAUUCCUUUCACUAUAUAAAUAUGCUUCCAUUUGGUAAAAUCAUUUGACAGCAUGGGAUAAACUUCUACUUAUUUAACUUCAAGGUUUUUAUCCAUAAACCUGAUUAACCUAAUCAGUUAGGUAGAUCACAAACUAGUCUUGAAGACAUAAAUGUGUGGAUGGCUCAAAACUUUCUGCCCUUAAAUCCAGACACGACAGAAGUUGUCAUCUUUGGACCAAACUUAUUUGUGUGUGUGUGUGUGUGUGUGUGUGUGUGUGUGUGUGUGUGUGUGUGUGUGUGUGUGUGUGUGUGUGUGUGUAUGUCUGCAUUGUCUUCUCAAAUCCCCAAUGAGUCGCAGCAGAUGGUUGCUCAUACUGGGCCAGGUUCUGUUGGUUUCUUCCUGUUAAAAAGGAGUUUUCCUCUCCACUGUUGCUACAUGCUUGUUUAGUAUGGGGAUUGCUGCAAAGACACAAGUCAUUGUUUAUUCCACUAAAAAUAUAAUAAAAAUGUAGCCAGAAGGAACCUGCAGGAAAUUACCUGAAUCAUAACUAUAAAUAAUUGACUCUGUGCAUCUUAGCAUAUGCUACUUCUGGGGGGGAAAACUCCUAAGAGCGUUUCACUUCCGUUGUUAGCCUCUGCAUGUUUACGCUAGGAUGUACAGUUGGGUUUUUCAUCAGAAGUCAGGCAAAUGGCUGAAUUAAGCGGUGAUUUAAACUUCUCAAGAUGUCUCGGGCAUUUGCCAAAUUUAUCUGUAGAUGAUGUUCAUCGACUCGUUGAUCUUUUUCCCCCGCGCCUCUGAGCAAAAGAGAGAAAGGAUUCAAGUUUUACAUCUCCCAGUAUUUGUAUAAUUUCGAAGGUAAGUCACAACAACAUAUCCUUCAUAAAUACUAAUAUAUAGGGACCCUUAACAGCGAAACAGUCAUUUAUUUUUUUAUAUCCUUUGGCUUUUUUUUCACGGUUUGCUGACAUGCUGUGUGGGUGCGUGUUUGACUGCGUUAGUUCAUCUAAGUGUAGCAGGGGAAACAUCUGGUUUUUGACUAACGCUCCCAAACUCCGGGUCGCUCUGACUUUUUCGUGAAGUCAUUCCAGUGGAAUAAAGAUGGAACAAUUGUUGGCUGAAGACAUUGAUUUCCAGAGGAAGACAAGAACAUCUCACCAGUCUCAAAAUGCCGACUACACACUCUAGAGCUGGCCGUAACUCUGAAGCGGUCCUGUCUGAUUUUUAUCAGUCAUUGUGCCCGCAACUCAGGAUCCUUGGGAAAGGAGUGAAAACUAAUCGUUUUGUUAAAUCUCCGUCCAGCAGUACACAGCAGGACGCUGCAGUGAUGAGUGUUUCCACCUUCUGCUCUUUGUAGUUUAAAGCGAUCAUUCCGUUUUUGUAAUUUUGACAUGACUUUUGAGUCCGCAACAGUAGCGAUUCAGCAAAAUAAAAGCACAAUAAAGUUAGCGGAAAUUAACAACUCUACAUCGGGUCUCAAAACAGGAAGUUAGCCUUUUCUCAUGCACAGGGUCUAUUAUGCAAAUAACUAUGUGAUGUGAUAUUAGGCAAAGUGUAAUCAUUCAUAAAUUAGCAUUGAUAUUUUUUUAUAUUCGUUGUUUUAACACUCACCCUUACUCAAACUAGCCGUAACUCCAUCUGUCUAGCACGAACAAAUCUCUGUUUCUACAAACUGAGGCUGAUCACGGAUAGAAACGCUGCAAAAAAUCUGAACUGCACAUUUUUUGUUGUUUUUGCAUUGCACUUAUGGUAUGCCUCCAUUAGCAGUUUAUAGACGGACGCUGUGGUAUUAAAAAGAGUUAAUGAAA
Nothobranchius furzeri (turquoise killifish) is the source of this 10240-nucleotide messenger RNA. It is a transcript of the gene neil1, whose product is annotated as nei-like DNA glycosylase 1. Gene Ontology annotation, biological process: base-excision repair. NCBI's taxonomy places the organism in Eukaryota, Metazoa, Chordata, Actinopteri, Cyprinodontiformes, Nothobranchiidae. Gene Ontology annotation, molecular function: zinc ion binding; nucleic acid binding; DNA N-glycosylase activity. The record is from RefSeq and is a predicted model, not a curated record. Gene Ontology annotation, cellular component: nucleus.